This is a messenger RNA of Fusarium poae, 1119 nucleotides long. RefSeq lists its product as uncharacterized. Lineage: Eukaryota; Fungi; Ascomycota; Sordariomycetes; Hypocreales; Nectriaceae. The transcript has 3 exons. The record is from RefSeq and is a predicted model, not a curated record. Bases 1 to 1119 code for a protein of 372 amino acids.
AUGACGAACCCCGGCUACGAAACCCCCUUUUGGGCGGAUCUUGAUGCCUGUGAGCGCGCAAUCGCCGACGAAAAGCCGAGUCCAUUAAGAGUUGCGACAUACAAUGAGAACUUCCGGGAAAAUACCCUAUAUCUAGGGAAUCGAUACAAGGACAAUAGCGUGAAGCACAGUCAAAGCUUUCAUGGAGAUGGCUUGCUCACAGUCCCCAAGAGACGAAAGGUUGAGAUGCAAUCGGGGAAAGAGAACGUGAGGACAUUUCAACACAACCAGACACUGAGCACUCGAAGCAGACGAAACAUGUAUACGCCCGGGAAUUGGGCACAAAACGAUAGUCCACCUCGACUUUUGGGAGUCACACCUUUGCCACAGCUAUCGGUCAGGAAGAAAAGACAAGCACACACACACGCAAGAGUACAGCCUGACCAGAACCGCUCGCUAUCCCCCUUCUCAAUCAAUACUCUGCCGGCGGCAUAUGAGAUGCGGCGUCCUGGAAAGGCCCGCUCCCCUUUGACCAACCUAUACGACAGAGACUCUAUGCACAGAGAAGAGCUACCGCUUAUUUCUCAUGCAAAAGGCUGGACUGGGUAUCCUUUGCCUCCUGACAACAAUCUGCAACUACCGCCGAUCAAAAGUCUCACCACCUUACCACCUGAGAACCAAUCCGAGACCAACGGCCUUCGUGACUUGAACGUCCAAAUCCUACCAACAGAAAAGUCGUCGAUCAUUCGCAUCCUGCAGGAGCAGCCUUUCCCCCUCGACCGCCUCGACCCUGGUCCCAGUAUAUGUCUUUUGGUCAAAGUAGGAGUCCAUGUUGCCAAGGAUAUGCAAGAAGAGAGACAAGAAUGUCCGCAGAAAGAGAUAGAUAACCUGAUAGAGGCGCUUGAGCAAGAGCUUGGAGACUCUACCAUAAGCUAUAUGACAGUGCGAUUGUCAUAUCGCCCUUCAGCAUUUCCCGAAUGGCAGGAUGUUGGUAAUGUGGGUGACGCAAUGUUCACUACACAGAGCAAGAUCGAGACAGUGGCUACGGCCUCUGUAAAAUUGCACAAUGCCAUGUCGCUUUGGUCCCCUACGCCAGUGCUUCAGUCCAACCCAUUGCUUCCUCUGAUCGAGAGACACUAG